Molecule: messenger RNA, 1848 nt
Organism: Penicillium oxalicum
Lineage: Eukaryota; Fungi; Ascomycota; Eurotiomycetes; Eurotiales; Aspergillaceae
Product: UDP-glucose 6-dehydrogenase
Exons: 2
Coding region: 1-1848 (615 amino acids)
Biological process (GO): polysaccharide biosynthetic process; glycosaminoglycan biosynthetic process
Cellular component (GO): nucleus; cytosol
Molecular function (GO): NAD binding; UDP-glucose 6-dehydrogenase activity
Source: RefSeq, a predicted model, not a curated record
AUGCACUCUAUUCCGCCGACUUCGAUUCCCGACACGCAUGAUUCUCCAGAUGUUUCCUCGACGGUGUUGACGACACCGGACCGCAGUGCGUCAUGCAGUCCCUCCCUCGAUGAAAAGAGGAACACGCUUGGGGGUGCACCAAGCAACAAGAUCCUCAACGCAAACUACCAAAGCAGCGACAAGCCCAGUUCCUCUCCGAGGCCCAUUCGCAGCAUUUGCUGCGUAGGCGCUGGAUACGUUGGUGGUCCCACGGCCGCGGUCCUUGCACUCAAGAACCCUUCCAUCAAGGUGACGGUAGUUGAUCGUGAUGAGCGUCGUAUUCGGCGAUGGAACUCGCGACACCUUCCAAUCUAUGAACCGGGCCUGGCGGAAGUCGUGCGAAUUGCUCGCGAUGGGCUUGGAGACACCACGGCGGCUCACGUAGAGGAGGGGGCACGAACUCCCAACCUCUUCUUCUCCGUGGAUGUCUCUCGCUGCAUCAGCGAAGCAGAUGCUGUUUUGAUCGCGGUCAACACGCCCACUAAGAUGCGUGGUACCGGCAAAGGUUGCGCGACUGAUAUGACAAGCUUUGAGGCCGUGGCGGCCGAGGUUGUGCGUCAUGCAAGGGAUGGAACCAUCAUCGUUGAGAAGAGUACUGUUCCUUGCAAGACAGCUCAAAUGAUUCAGGAAAUGAUCCAUAUUCAACGGCCCGGUGCUCAAUUUGAGAUUCUCUCGAAUCCCGAAUUCUUGGCAGCAGGAACUGCUGUGCAAGAUCUCAUACACCCAGAUCGCAUCAUCAUCGGAUCAGCUACGACUCCAGAAGGACAGGCGGCUGCACAGGCCCUCGCGGAGGUGUAUGCGUCGUGGAUCGAGCGGUCCAGAAUCAUCACGACCAACGUGUGGUCGUCCGAGCUGGCCAAACUUGUUGCUAAUUCUAUGCUCGCACAGCGAUUGAGCAGCAUCAACAGCAUUUCUGCCCUGUGCGAGGCAACCGGUGCCGAGAUAAAUGAAGUCUCUCGCGCCAUCGGCGCCGAUACCCGUCUGGGCUCCAAAUUCCUACGUGCUGGUAUCGGCUUCGGUGGCUCGUGCUUCAAGAAAGAUGUGCUUAGCUUGGUCUACCUUGCCGAAUCUCUUGGUCUGUACGAAGUGGGUGCCUACUGGCGCCAGGUCGUGGAGAUGAACGAGUAUCAGCGUGACCGGUUUGCUUCGCGCGUGAUCAAGCGCUUGAACAGCACCCUUGUUACCAAGAAGAUUUGCGUGUUGGGAUACGCUUUCAAGAAGAACACCUCAGAUACACGUGAGGCCCCAGCGCUCGAGAUCAUCAAGACUCUCUUGGAUGAGAACCCGCGGGAAAUUGCCAUUUUCGAUCCCUGCUGUAACCCCAUGGUUAUUGAGGAAGAAGUCCGCGCGUUGCAGAAGUAUGGUCCCCCUCUUCUGAGUGACGAUGGUGGUUGUGUCAAGAUCUACUCGGAUGCGUAUGCAGCCUGCGCUGAUUCCAACGCCAUUCUGCUGGUGACGGAAUUCGACGAGUUCAUGAACUUCCCCGUUCCUGCCAGUCGUCCGGCGGCCAAGGCUAUUUCCUCGGUCCAGGCAGCACUUCCCGACAAGGAGUUGUCCAAGCUACGAUUCAACGAAGAGCCCGGGUGUGCGGCUGAUUGCCCGGACUGUCAGACCGGCACUGGCUAUGGUGACAUCGGCACCAACGACGCCGAUAAUACACCCAAAAAGCAGGUGGACUGGGCGAAGAUUUCCUCUUCCAUGAAGUCUCCCAAGUGGCUCUUUGAUGGACGAUGUGUGAUCGAUGUUCCCAAGAUGGAGGCUUUGGGUAUCAGAGUUGAAGCUAUUGGCUCCUCGGGCUGGAGUGUCUAA